UGACCUCUUUACUGAUCGAUGCAGCUCAUCUUAAUGAUCAUCAGUUUAUGAUCACUUAAACAUGUUACAUCAUGUUUUAAUAACUAUGAGACAUUCAUAGAAAUGAACACUUAAAGCAGGUUUGAAGUCAAAAUGAGGAAGUGAUGACAUACUAAGAAAGGGAAGUAGAUGCAGCGUCUCUUUAAAGAAGCACUACUGAAGAAACUCAGACAGUUAGGAGCGUGACAACGGGAGGACAGAGACGGAGAAUCACCAUGAACGAGCUCAAAUGGAUUCAAACUUCUUUACUUCUCACAGCGCUGCUUCAGUUUGCUGCAACAGCAUUUCGAGUUAAAAGAGUCACAUUCAGAGUUGGAGAGGACGCCACGUUGUCUUGUGAAACUGCGACACAAGAUCAACAGAAGUGUGAAUAUACGACAUGGUACUUAGAUUUAGGAAACAACGCAGCAGUAGAGCUGGUUUUACAUGGGCAGGUUAUAAACUCUAGAGUUAAAUCAGACAGACUGAGAGUUACAGAGGACUGUUCUCUGGUUAUAAAGAAGAUCACAGAGGAGGAUGCUCGACGUUAUGACUGUCUACAGGACAUAUCAGGAAGAAGAACAAGCGAUGUGACUCGAGUUCAUCUAUCUGUUAUCAAGAGUAAGUAUUUCAAUCUUUUCAAACAAAACUUUUCUAAUUCAAAAAAUAAACUGAAACAUUACAAUAAUUAUAAAGACUCUGAUGAAGUUAAUUUGUCUCUUGUUGUGUUUCUCUGUGAGGACACAAGACCACCACCACCACCAACAAAACCACCAACAAGACCACCACCAACAAGACCACCACCAGCAACAAGACCCCCAACGACAACAGCUACUAUGACUACUACAGGUAAAAGUACAAAAGCAACAACAAAAACACCUAAAAAAUGGGGCUCCUGA
Labrus mixtus (cuckoo wrasse) is the source of this 917-nucleotide messenger RNA. RefSeq lists its product as uncharacterized. Gene Ontology annotation, biological process: positive regulation of ERK1 and ERK2 cascade; T cell activation; interleukin-15-mediated signaling pathway. Gene Ontology annotation, cellular component: external side of plasma membrane; membrane raft. The transcript is spliced from 3 exons. NCBI's taxonomy places the organism in Eukaryota, Metazoa, Chordata, Actinopteri, Labriformes, Labridae. The record is from RefSeq and is a predicted model, not a curated record. Gene Ontology annotation, molecular function: MHC class II protein binding; protein tyrosine kinase binding. The coding region runs from base 255 to 917 and encodes 220 amino acids.